AUACAAUCAAUUUUUCGUAAAUAUUUCGUUAAUUUAUUUAGAAAUCCCACAGUUUAAUGCACGUUUGCCAACGCGAUUGCAACUCAAUAGCGAUUCACACGGCGAUCGAAUCAAUUUAAAUUUAAAUUUUAAAUUCAAUUUCAACCAAUGAGAAGCAAGAAACCAGUUGUAGCAGACGUCAUUGGAAUGUUUGAUCAAAAGUUAAAUAAAAACGACGAUAAAAGUUUUAAAAUUCCACUUCCGGCAGUUUGGAGGGAGCAACGAAAUUUCGCGGAAGAGUUCAGGAAAAUGUCAGAGGUGAAAAGGCUAGUAAUAUCGUUUGUCCAAUUUUUGGGGGAUCAGCUGCAGCACGGAAGUCUGUCGUCGGAUGCCAAAGAGAGCCUGGAAGUGGCAAUUCAGUGUCUACAGUCGGCGUAUGGAAUCUGUCCAAACAGUGCCGAUGAAGUAAACAAAAGCCAGUCUUUAUUACAGAUAUUUUCGGACGCUACUCGAGAGACUGUCGUAAGUACAUAAAUUUUACAUGUGACAUUUAUGUAGGCAUUUUUACGUCUUUAAUUUAUUUGCAAUCUUUACGUAUAUGAAAUUAAUUUGCAGACAGAAAGUUAAUGUAAUGAUACUGAAAUGUUUCUCUUGCUAUAGACACACACAAGACAGAACUCUGUCACUUUUUGAAUGUGUUUAAAUGUAAUGAAGUGUGGAAUACUGCAAAUAGAUUGGACGACAUAAAAAUGAAAUACAUAACAUUAUUUCCUUGGUUAAUUAUAAAAUGUAUCUGUUUAGUGGUCGUGAGUGAUUGAAUGCUAAUUAAUAUGUCGACAGUCUGCUUGAGAUAUUUGUGAGUUCUUGCAUAGAUCCUGCAUAUAUGCGGAUUUAGCAGUGGAUAAAGUAGGGAUUGAAUUUCAGCAAAAAUAAACCAUUUGUAUAUACUCUAGCAGAAGAUUUUAAUAAAACUAUAAAUGUUUUUGUCCAAAAAUGUUUGUUAAAAUCUUGUGCUGGAGUAAGUACAAAUGAGGGGUUGAAUUACAGUUUGGUUAUUCAGCAAUGAUUUUAUUCCGAUCGAAUAACCGAUUUGACGGGGGAACUUACUAUUCUUAUAUCGCAAUCAGUAGCUCUAACAAUUGUUUCUCAGUUACACUCUGCUAUAAGAAAAUUAAAUUUUUAACAAGUUCAAAUUACCAAGUGAAAUUUUUGUUAGUCAAAGUAUGAAAAUCGAUUGUUUCUUCUGUUUCUGUGUGUAGCGUCUUUGUAAUCCAAAUGUUAAUUUAAAUCGUUAAACGUUAAUUUUUUUUAAAUAAAUCGUAACAUUUUCCUAACUAAUUGCUGUUUGAUUAUCUACCAAAAUUAACGUACUUUUAGGUUUAUAAUUAAAAUUAAUUUAGAAAUAUCUCACCGUAGAAAGACUUUAAUGAGAUUCGGUUAGGAAAAUAGACAUUACCAAAUAAAAUCACAAUUGUAGUUGUAACAAGCAC
This is a messenger RNA of Centruroides sculpturatus (bark scorpion), 1469 nucleotides long. Its product is annotated as small glutamine-rich tetratricopeptide repeat-containing protein alpha-like. Gene Ontology annotation, biological process: post-translational protein targeting to endoplasmic reticulum membrane. The transcript is spliced from 4 exons. Gene Ontology annotation, cellular component: membrane; TRC complex. NCBI's taxonomy places the organism in Eukaryota, Metazoa, Arthropoda, Arachnida, Scorpiones, Buthidae. The coding region runs from base 148 to 513 and encodes 121 amino acids. Gene Ontology annotation, molecular function: molecular adaptor activity. The record is from RefSeq and is a predicted model, not a curated record.